AUGACAUCCAAGAAAGUCCUCGUCGUCUUCGGUUCCACUGGCAAUCAAGGCGGCAGCGUCAUCAACACUGUGCUCUCCCAUUCCGAACUGGCCUCAAGGUAUACCCUCCGCGGCAUCACCCGCAAUGCCAGCAGCUCGAAAAGCCAAGCCCUCGCCUCAAAAGGAGUCGAAAUGGUCACAGCCGACGUCAAUGAUCCCUCCACCCUCGGCGCAGCCGUCAAAGGAGCAUACGGGGUCUUCGCCGUCACUGACUUCUGGUCCAUCUUCUCCAAGGACGCGGAAACAGCCCAAGGCAAAGCGAUCGUGGAUGCCAGCAAAGCCGCGGGCGUCAAGCAUCUGGUGUGGUCCGGCGCUCCCAACGUGGCCAAACUCAGUGGUGGAAAGUACACCCACGUCGACCACUUUGAUGGCAAAGCCGCCGUGGACGAGUACGCGGCUGCGAACAAAGACGACAUGAUCGUGUCGCACUACUGGCCCGCCAUGUUCUUCGAAUCGUUGAAACAAGCCGUGCAGAAAGAUGGAGACGGCAAUUUCUCUCUUUCGAUACCAUUCCCGAACCCUAAUUCUGCUCUGCCGUUGAUCUCGCCGACCAGGGACACGGGAAAGUUUGUCAUCGGGUUGUUUGAAGCGGGCGACAAGGCCGAUGGCGUGAGGGUGCAGGGUACCAGCGAGUGGACCACGGUCAACAAGCUGACCGAGAAACUUCGAGAGAAGACUGGCAAGGAGGUGACGUUGAAUCUGAUCGAUGUUGGGACUUAUAAGAGCUUCUUACCAGAGAUGGUCCAGGAGGACCUGGGCGAGAUGAUGCAGUGGAUCGGAGAGUCGGAAUAUUAUGGAAAGGGUACGAAGGAGGACCAGGCUGAGAGUGACAAGUUCUUGCUCGAGGGAUCGACCUUGACUUCGUGGGAGGAGUUUGUCGGAGCGGAGUUUUGA
Molecule: messenger RNA, 933 nt
Organism: Zymoseptoria tritici IPO323
Lineage: Eukaryota; Fungi; Ascomycota; Dothideomycetes; Mycosphaerellales; Mycosphaerellaceae
Exons: 1
Coding region: 1-933 (310 amino acids)
Source: RefSeq, a predicted model, not a curated record